CUUGUUAAAAGGUGCUUGAAAACUACAUUGACCUGAAAAAGUUGUCAAAACAUUAAAUUUUGAGACUUAAACAGACGACACUUACCUUUGACAAUAAUUCUACUUAAUAUCAGAAUUACAGCAAAAUUUAUAUCGCAUGUUCAAAAUUGAAACCGUUUUAAAUUAUUCGUGUGAAGUUUUCUCCGAGACAGCGCUGAGCAAUGGACAAGUUUGGUGGCAAAAGUCACGGACUCUCCAGUGUUAAUAUUUGUGCGGAUGCCUGUCUACCUUCUCCAAGAAAAAGAUUUUCACCUUAUUAUAACUCCUUUGUGAACAAAUCUGAAGCCGAAGCUCAGUUUCAUCCAAAUAAUCAGAGUUUAAAGGAACUUGGGAAAGUUGCUGACCCAAGGAGUGUAAAUUGUAAGGAUCCUGGACAGAAGACCGAUGAAGCGGGAGACAGGAUGGGUUGGAGUGGGGCAGAGUGGGACCCCGAUCUGGGCUACUGCUCCCACAGCACGUGUAGCAGCUCCCACAAUGUGGAGCAGGGCACAGAGUCCUAUCAGUCAGAUUGUUCAGAUGUUGAGUAUGAGGGUGUUGUAGAAGGAGCAGAGAAAAUGGAAGAUGUGGUGCAACAGUUUGGGAAAUAUUUCCAAGGACAGUACCGGCAAGUGAUUCAUCACAUCAAGUCUUCUAUGCAGGGUAUUUUGACUGAACAACAAGAACAUUUGAGGCACAUUAUUAACUUUGCAACCAAGUCAUAUCAGAGUUCCAGUGGAAAUCCUCUCACUGAGACGAGUUCUCUCCCUUGCCUGACAGCAGAUGAACAUUACGGGAGUGAGUUACCGGCACCAGCCAACACAGCAUGCAAUCUGGAGGAGAUGGAUGCAUUACCUCCCCUGGAUGAUAUCGAAUUCUCCGAUUUCUAUUGGAUGCCAGACUCAUCAAAUUCCCACAACAACUUGACUGCUCACAGUUUUCCAGAGAGUCAAGAACAACAUAAUAUAAUGUUGGACAAUCAAACUGAAGAGAACCCCAAGGAAAAGUUCUUACUCCAGGUUUUAUCUUUGACUUGUGGAGUGAACAACCUUCUGCAGAAAACAGAGUUCAAAACCUGACAAAAACUUUAUCACUCAGAAUAUUUAUCUUCUCUUAGCACAGUGAAAAUCUUUCUGUCAUUACGACUGCUCUCCACUGGCCAAUGCUUUUGUUUUUAUCUAGUUAUUUUAUUGGCGCACUGGAGCAGACAAAAAUAAUUUCCUUUAUAGAAUAUACUGUGUAUUAAAGUAAUGACAAAUUGUGUACACCAUUAAUAAUCUCACUUUUACAAAAUGUUUAUUGCAAUUGCUGAUAUUCUGUAUUAUAUCAUGACGAGUUCUACUAAAAAUAAAGAAACAUAAACAAGGUCAACAAAUGCU
Molecule: messenger RNA, 1394 nt
Organism: Saccostrea cuccullata (small rock oyster)
Lineage: Eukaryota; Metazoa; Mollusca; Bivalvia; Ostreida; Ostreidae
Exons: 8
Coding region: 201-1094 (297 amino acids)
Source: RefSeq, a predicted model, not a curated record